Maniola jurtina (meadow brown) is the source of this 1396-nucleotide messenger RNA. RefSeq lists its product as uncharacterized. The record is from RefSeq and is a predicted model, not a curated record. Bases 52 to 1131 code for a protein of 359 amino acids. The transcript has 2 exons. NCBI's taxonomy places the organism in Eukaryota, Metazoa, Arthropoda, Insecta, Lepidoptera, Nymphalidae.
UACAGAUACAGAUAAAAAUGAAUUUCUGACGUAUGGUCCAAUCCAUAAGCGAUGGCGGGCCAGAUCAUUGUGGACGAGUUUUUAUGUUUCGUACAAAACAAAAUAGAUUUUUUAGAUGAGCUUAGUAUCAUACAAAUCUGUGCUACUAACUAUACCGAUGUGGAAGUAGAAACUGGCAAAAGUACCCUAUACAGUGUAUGCACCCACGACUUGAGAAACAUUCAUCGUAAAGGUGACGACAAGAAGAAGAAAUGCAUCAAAGACGUAAUCAAGCUGUUGAAGGAAGUGGAUCCGAACAGUUUACCGAAUUUUGUGGCACGGGAUCUGAGUCGGCUUCCUCCGGUAUCCUUUGAUCACGUAGACGUCACUCGAUUACUAAAGGAUAUGGCACUUAUGAAAACCGAGCUCAUGGAGCUUAAGGCGCAGUUUAUUACCGAGCUCAAGGAAAUCCGCAUGUCAUGUCAAGAGCGCACAGAAAAUAAUAAAAGUAUUCCCCGGACAUCGGACUUACUGGAGAGAACAAAUUCCACCUCACCACCCAAAAACACGCCGCUGCCGCUUGUGAAUACACCACGCCCUACACUUGGACAUGACGAAGUUGCAUUAAGUUUGCAUACACCGACAUAUCGGGAUAUUGUACACAUUAGGAAUAGCUCGCAUCAAACGAAAGGCGCCCGUAUGCCAAGUACCAAUUCGGGUGAUGUUCGCAUGACUGCGAAUCGCUCGGUUGCACGCGACUUACCGCCUGAAUCUGUAGGUAUAUCGAAGAAUUAUAUUGACGAUGAGUUUAUAAUGGUUGAGAACAAAAAACGAAAACGAAAACUGACGAAUAUGAGAGGGACUUAUUCAGAUCAAUGUAAAAUACAAGUUGCUGACCCGGAAUGCUCCAUUUAUAUCUCUCGCGCCUUGAAAACUGUAACAGAGGCCAACAUUGAGGAACAUAUCCGCGACAUGGGCCAGAAGUGCCUCAGUGUUGAGCGUCUGGCACAGCAUAGAGAAACUUCGUUUAACUCCUUCAAGGUUAGGAUACACGCAAGUAAUUUGAAUACAUUUUUAGAUGCCAAUUUUUGGCCUAAAGGUUUGGUAUACCGGCGGUACAAGGAACGGCAAUUUCGAGACGUUUUAAAAUAACACAAUAUGGGAAGUACGACCACAACAAAUAUUACAUUAGCUACUUUUAACUGCCGUUCUAUUAAAAGAUCUGCCGAACAGAUUAAGAAAUUGUGUUUGAAUGUUGACAUUUUAGCCUUGCAGGAGACUUGGCUCCUCCCCCAUGACUUGGGAUUUGUGAACGAGCUCAGUCAGCAGUUCAGUUGUUUCGCAAAGUCUGCGGUGGAUACCUCGGCAGGAAUACUAAAAGGCCGACCAUACGGGGGACUCGCGUUGAUGUGGCGUA